This is a messenger RNA of Boleophthalmus pectinirostris (great blue-spotted mudskipper), 2491 nucleotides long. RefSeq names its product cyclin-dependent kinase 12-like. Bases 1042 to 1920 code for a protein of 292 amino acids. The transcript has 6 exons. The record is from RefSeq and is a predicted model, not a curated record. NCBI's taxonomy places the organism in Eukaryota, Metazoa, Chordata, Actinopteri, Gobiiformes, Gobiidae.
AGUGCGCUCAGACAGUUUUCAUUUUGUGAGACGCUUCAACUGUGGCCUCACUACAGAACACUACCCUCUAUAUGGCACCCUUUGUGCCAAGCUGUCAUCCUGCGUUUUUGAAUGGGACCAGGACGAUGUGCAAUGCCUGAAGGAGGCCAAGAGAGAGAAGUGGAAGAGCAGCCACAGUGGAGAUGUUCCCACUGAGGAACAGCUUAUGGCCACUGUCAACCCAGGAGAACUAAAGAGACACUGCAGGAGGAGGACCCAUGGAGUGGAUGAUUUGGACUGCUGGAAUCAGUGUGGGACCUCACAGACACCACAGGGCUGCGUUUGGUGAGCCAUGACAGCAUGCGCCACAUCUGGGAGAUGCAGCAGAAACACCUGGAGUGCUUCCAAGGUGUUCAAGGUGGAACAUGGGCCGGGCCAAGGAGGCAGUAGCUGGGGAGGGGGCCUCGACCCUUAGAAGCUUCGAUGUCCGCCUGAUGUCCCACCUCAACAGCUUAAGACAGCGUGUCCAUGGUUGUAAUCUAGUGACAGAAUUCACCCCACCCGGGAAACCUCUACUGAUGAGCGCAUAGCGGUGGAAUAUUUAUUGGACCAGACCAACAGAGGGGACCUGCUUGCGCCAUUGCAUGUCCCUGAAAUUUCAUCACAGGUGCCAGAGGAGGAGGAGGCAGAUGAGGCAGAUGUCACUAUAGACAUGUCUGAGGAGGGGGCUACUGAUUCUUAUGAGCAGUCGGUGGAGGGUGACACUGAUCCCGAAGUCGUUGUCACAGAGACCAGCCCAAGUGACUCGAGAGGGGUUGUGGGAUGGGAGGCAGUUGAUGCCCUGGUAGCCUACCUAGUUGGCUUGAACCGGACCAUCACUGCUUUGUCAGCCAAGGAGGAGGCAGACAUAGUGCGCCUGUAUGCAGCUCUCCAUGCCAUGGUCAAGGCAAGAUACACCCAGAAGGCUCAAAAAAAAAGUCACGUGGAUCAGCAGGACCGUAGGGAGCACCCAGGAAGCUGAGUGGCUCUGCUCCUGGACAGCAGGCGUCAGAAAGACUAUACAUGACUCAUGGCCAAGUAGCCCAGGACCCUGAAGUAAACAGGGUCAGUGAGUGUGUUUGCCUCAGGCUUGCCAAAGAGUUUGAGCAAGCACGCAACAGGCCAAAGGACACAAAGGGGAAAACCUUGCCCAUCCCUCAGUCUAUUGUCAGUGUCUACGGCAACAUCAGACAGCUGCUGGAGGACAGCAGGGUUGUCUUGGACCAGACAAACAUGGUUCUGGUGCCCCUGAACAACACUACUGUCUCUUCAUGGCUGCUUAGGAGGGAUAAGAGGAAGGACAGGGACAUGCUGCUCCAAGACACUGUACUUCCUGAACAGCCUCUCCCUGCAGCAAACACACUUCUGGCUGCCCCUGUGCAACAUGCACAUGAUGUUAUGACCUUUGAGGAGCCAGAAAACUGUGAGGGAGAAGCUUUCCCCCGUCAGCGCACUCUGGCAGCUAACAAGCAAUCUGGGAUCAAUCCACCAUUUCCACCUCUCAUUUUCCCUCCACAAUUUGGGCCAGUUCCUCAGUUUCAGCAUCCUCCUCCAUUUCUGCCUGCUCACUCAUAUUUGCACUCCCCAUUUAUUUAUGCUCCAUGGCAGCAAGCUCUUCCAUGUCCUGAUGCUCCUCCACUGCAGCAACCUCCUACAGCGUGCCUUCCAUCUCAGCCAAGGCAACGUGCCUGGAGGCUGAAUAAAACUGCCCAGGAGGAUGAGGAGCUAGCGUCAAGGGGGGAACCACCAAAGAAGAGGCUAUCAAAAGAGCAGUACCACUACACCUGCAAGCAGUGUGGCCAGGACAAAAGCAAAAGAACUGGACACACCCAGGUGAAGGGGCGGUGGUACUCUCCAGCCUCAGGACUGUCCCUCGAAGACUGGAGGAACAGUUUACAGUAGGGGUGAUAUCAAAGUCUCACGAUACGAUAUCGUCACGGUAUGAGCCUCACGGUACCUUAUUUAUUGCGAUAUCAUGGGAAAGCUCACGAUAUGGUGGGGAGGCUCACGAUUAGGAAUGUAACAAUAUCCAAAUCUCUUGGUGCGAUGUUUUCACUAUGUACAUCUUACGGUAGGAUAUUUAUUGCAAUAUUUUGUGGAGGUUAAACAGCUAAAACUGUUUCUGUGCUACUUUUUCCUCUUUAAAAUGCCUUGACAAGAUUUAAUCCAAAGAACUAAGACCUAAAACAACUGUUAUUUCUUUAUGUAGUCUACACUGAAUUGUUACAUCCCUAGUUUACAGUAGUUUUAUUGUUUCAGCUUCAUCUUGAUGAUGAUGAUUAUUGUUGUUAUAAUAUUAUUGUUAUAUAUUGUGAUAUUGUUACAUUAUAUUGUUAUUAUAUUAUUGUUCUAUAUUGUUAUAUUAUAUGGUUAUACUAUUAUUAUUAUUUAAUCAUUUAUUUAAUUUUGUUUAAAGGAUUUGUUUUACAGCUCUUUAUCAUAGAUAUCUCUCUGUCUCUUCUCUCUCCUCUCU